AUGCCUCGAAAAUAUACUAGAACUACAACGCGGGCGACUUCGUACAAACAAGAAGUCCUUGAAAUUGCCAUUCAAAGAAUUAAAAUUAAGGAACUCUCCUACGCAGCCGCUUCACGAAUAUACGGUAUACCGACAUCCACGCUGAGUGAUAGAGUCUUGAAAAAAACAGCAACAAAAAGCAAGACCCUCGGCAGAUCAACCGCAAUCCCAAUAGAAUUGGAAAUCAAGCUUGCAAACUGUCUUCGUGUGAUGGAAAAAUGGGGUUGGGGCUUAUCCAGAAAAGAGGUACUCGAUGUAGCUCAGGAAUUCACCAUAAGCAAUAACUUAGAUAAUUCCUUCAAAAAUGGCAGACCCGGGCCUGAUUGGUUCAUUUCUUUUCGUCAGCGGCACAAUUUAUCAAUAAAAAAACCGCAAGCAGUCGAGUACCUUAGAAGAAAAAUGACUGAUCCAUUUGUCAUCCACGAAUAUUUUGCUCUUUUACAAAAGACUUUCCGUGACUUGAAUCUUACUGAUCCUAAGCGUAUAUGGAACUUAGAUGAAACGUCUGUUUGUCUCGACCCAACAAAAACAAAAGUUGUAGGUGCCAAAGGGAAGCCUUGUACACGAACGACGUAUGGAAAUGGAAAAGAAAACAUCACAGUCUUGACUACUGUGAAUGCGGCUGGGCAAAAGUUACACCCAUUGAUUAUAUUUAAAGGCAAACAUAUGUAUGAACAGUGGAUGGUGAAGAAUCCAGACAAAUAUAAUUUCAAACUUACAUACGCUGCCAGUCAUCGGGGCUGGAUGGAAACCAGCAUUUUUUAUAACUACAUGAUAAACGUAAUUAUUCCCAAUUUGGGUGAAGAAAGACCCAUAGUGUUGUUGUACGAUGGACAUGUCAGUCAUGUUGAUGAUAAAGUGGUAGCUUUAGCGUUGAAAACAAUAUUACUAUACUAA
Messenger RNA from Parnassius mnemosyne (clouded apollo), 936 nucleotides. NCBI's taxonomy places the organism in Eukaryota, Metazoa, Arthropoda, Insecta, Lepidoptera, Papilionidae. The record is from the annotation of a GenBank genome assembly.